Benincasa hispida (wax gourd) is the source of this 670-nucleotide messenger RNA. RefSeq names its product translocase of the inner mitochondrial membrane 13 (gene TIM13). The record is from RefSeq and is a predicted model, not a curated record. NCBI's taxonomy places the organism in Eukaryota, Viridiplantae, Streptophyta, Magnoliopsida, Cucurbitales, Cucurbitaceae.
UUGACCAAAUUGUGAAUUGAGGAGGUAAGGUUGAACCACGGCAAAGGCGCGCCCUAAUUGCAUUGGCAUAACCAUCGCCGCCAUCCAUCGAACACAAAAUCAGCUCAACGGCGCAGCGCAAGCGAAUACAGAAAAGGGGCAGUGGUUUAUAGGGUUUUGCAAGUACCAUGGAUUCAUUUUCAUCGCCUUCAAGCGGUUCUUCUUCCCAAUUUUCUGCCAAUGAAUUCAGGGAUCAGCUCAAGACUCAGCUUGCUCAGGCCUACGCCGAGGAGUUUCUUGAGACUUUAAGAGUGAAGUGCUUUGACAAGUGCAUCACAAAGCCGGGGUCAAGCCUAAGUGGAAGUGAGAGCAGUUGCAUCUCUAGGUGCAUGGAGCGCUAUAUUGAAGCCACCAGCAUUGUCAGUAGAGCCCUCUUUAAGACACCACACUGAAAGAACAGGUUUUCCUAAGACGUUACGAGGUCGAGGUAUUUUCAGCAACCUACAUUUUUUGUUCCCAGUUCGAAAUUUAUUUUCCAGCUCUAAUAUCCUUCUUGAGGAGACAAUGCUUUUGAUCUGUGCCCCUUAGAUAAUAUUGGUAUCUCAUGUACCUGAUUUGUUAUAUGUGAACUUUGGGUCAAUUAAACUCUCAUUUCUUCUGAUUUAAUAUGCUUCAACUGGGGUUAUUACCA